This is a messenger RNA of Didymella exigua CBS 183.55, 987 nucleotides long. RefSeq lists its product as uncharacterized. The record is from RefSeq and is a predicted model, not a curated record. Lineage: Eukaryota; Fungi; Ascomycota; Dothideomycetes; Pleosporales; Didymellaceae. The coding region runs from base 1 to 987 and encodes 328 amino acids. The transcript has a single exon.
AUGGGCUGGCUGUGGAGCAGCAGCGAUGACUCGAACAAACUAGAUCCCUCUCUCCAAGAGUUUUUGAAGAAAGAGGUACCCACAGGACCCAAGCCUUCACUACCUGCCGCUCCAAAAGAGAAGCCUGUCGAAAGCGCACCUGCACCGACGCCGCCUACGCAAGCACCCAUUGAGCCCGAGAAGCCAAUUGUACCACCGCAAUCGCAAUUCCAAGAUGGGCGCUAUGCGCACCUCUGGAAGAACUACACCCCACAAGAUGUCCUAAUGGACCGGGGAAAAAACGAGCAGGACAAGUUGAGGGACCUUGUCGAUGCCUACAACGGCCGCAAUGCUACAAUAGGAAACAUUGCUAUGGAAAACUGCGCAUUAGAGUACAUGGAGCAGUUCGAGUGCUUCAGGAGCCCUAAGACAUGGAUGUCAAUGGGCACGUUGUGCAACGCAGAAUCAAGGAAAUUCAACCGUUGCUACGACAUGCAGUCAAAAUUCCUCAAGGCACUGGGUUAUUUGACGCUCGACGCGCGAUCACCGGACGAGGACGAAAGGAUUCAGAUGCACGCCGAUAAGCUGUACCAGCAAAUGCUCCAGCAAGAGGCUGAGAUUGAAAAGGCAGAGAAGGAGGGUAGAGAGCCGCCAAAAUUUGAGAGCGUGCUAUCCAAGGCCAAUGUCGCGCGAGCCAUGAGAGGCAAACAGACCACCAUUACAUCCCUACCUGCGCAAGGUAGCGAACAAGUCGAGACAGACGAAGACGUUUGGGACCAAAUCAAGCCAGAAGCGCGCAAGAGAUAUGAAGACAGCAUCGCCAAGCUGCCGCCGAGAGAUCAGAAUAUCGAACGUAUGGCAAUUCUGGGCGAGCUCAAGGCCCAAACAGGCAUGUCCAAGCAGGUCGAAGAGACAUUCGUUGAAGAGCGUAUCAACCGCAUGAAGAGAAAAGAAUCAGGGCAGGCCACAAUAGGAGAUACCAUCAAAAGCUGGUGGGGUUGGGGUUGA